Molecule: messenger RNA, 3077 nt
Organism: Anguilla anguilla (European eel)
Lineage: Eukaryota; Metazoa; Chordata; Actinopteri; Anguilliformes; Anguillidae
Gene: slc27a4
Product: solute carrier family 27 member 4
Exons: 13
Coding region: 451-2382 (643 amino acids)
Biological process (GO): medium-chain fatty acid transport; very long-chain fatty acid catabolic process; response to nutrient
Cellular component (GO): plasma membrane; microvillus; endoplasmic reticulum membrane
Molecular function (GO): long-chain fatty acid-CoA ligase activity; long-chain fatty acid transmembrane transporter activity
Source: RefSeq, a predicted model, not a curated record
AGCGCAGACUUCCCUGACCGUCCUUUAACAACCUUGCCAAUUUCUGAUGCGCUUGGACCGGGAACGCGCGUUUGGUCUUUUUGUGUUCCAUUUCUGUUUUUGCUAUUUGUUCACUGGCAGGUACGCCAGUUUACUAACUCCAAGAAUCGUGGUUCAGGAACGAGAUUAACGAGGCAGACCGCCGUCUUCAAAAUGAAUUGGACGUUACGCCUGUGAAUACAACAGCAGAUUGGCAUGCUGCUGGCCAGAUUGUGCGUGCUGUUGCGCGCAGCUAGCUAGCAUACGCAUAUAAACCUAGCUAGUUUACUAUUGCUUUGGUUUCGCAUUCUCAAAAUGCACUAGUGUUAAAUUACAGUUGUGGAAACAAUGGAGAACUUACAAUCAAGCUAACUACCUGGUAGUGAUGGAGACUGUUGCGGUUACAAAAAAAUGUAAGGAUACGCGUGCAGGAUGUUGCGACUGGCCUGCUGCACCGCCCUUCUCUUCCUGUGUAGGCUGAUCUUAGGGCUGCCCUGGCUGCAGGUUGUCCCUAGUCUCCUCAUUUUCUACCUGGGGUCUGGUGGCUGGAAGUUUGCACAAAUCUUCAUGAAGACUGUGGGAAGAGAUCUGCAUGCGGCAGGUGUGCUGCUCAAGGUGAAGCUGAAUGUGAAGAAACACCUGCGUGAACGCAACACGAUCCCCAAGAUCUUCGCCAAGACAGUGCAGCGCUAUGGGGAGAAGACCGCCCUGAUCUUUGAGGGCACGGGCGAGUCCUGGACCUUCCAGCAGCUGGACACGUACUCGAAUCGUGUGGCUAACGUCCUGCUGCAGCAUGGCUUCCAGGAGGGCGAUGUGGUGGCCCUCUUCAUGGAGAACCGCUCCCAGUAUGUGGGGAUCUGGCUGGGCAUGGCCAAGAUCGGGGUGGAGGCUGCGCUCAUCAAUUUCAACCUGCGGCUGGAGGCCCUGGUGCACUGCGUUAAUAUUUCCGGUGCCAAGGCGGUGGUGUUUGGCAGCGAGCUAACUGAUGCCCUGCGUGAAGUACACAGCUCCAUGGGGAGGUCUGUGAAGCUCUUCUGUUCCGGGGACUGUGACCCCAAACGGGUCCCGGAGGGGACGGGGAGCCUGGACCUGCUGCUGGAGGCCGCACCCACACUCCAGCCCUCCCAGCCGCAGCGCUGCUUCACAGACAGGCUCUUUUACAUCUACACUUCGGGGACCACGGGCAUGCCCAAAGCUGCCAUUGUCGUGCACAGCAGGUACUACCGCAUGGCCGCCUUGGUGUACUACGGCUUCAGAAUGAGAUCCGACGACGUGCUGUACGACUGCCUGCCACUCUACCACUCUGCAGGUAACAUUGUGGGGGUGGGGCAGUGCCUCAUCCACGGCAUGACUGUUGUCAUAAAGAAGAAGUUCUCCGCCUCCCGUUUCUGGGAUGACUGUGUUAAGUACAACUGCACGAUCGUGCAGUACAUCGGGGAGAUCUGCCGGUACCUGCUGAACCAGCCGGUGCGGGACACGGAGCGGCAGCACCGGGUGCGAAUGGCGCUGGGGAACGGGCUGCGCCAGUCCAUCUGGGAGGAGUUCACCUCCCGCUUCCACGUGUCACAGAUCGCAGAGUUCUACGGGGCCACCGAGUGCAACUGCAGCUUGGGCAACUUCGACAACAAGAUGGGCGCUUGUGGCUUCAACAGCCAGAUCCUCCCCUUCAUUUACCCCAUCCGGCUGGUGCGGGUGGACGAGGAGACCAUGGAGCUGGUCCGGGAUGCUGAUGGGGUUUGCAUCCCCUGCAAGCCAGGUGAGCCGGGGCAAUUGGUGGGCCGAAUCAUCCAGAGCGACCCUCUGCGCCGGUUCGAUGGCUACGUCAACCAAUCAGCCACCAACAAGAAGGUCGCCUCCAGCGUCUUCAAGAAGGGCGACAGCGCCUACCUGUCAGGCGACGUGCUGAUCAUGGAUGAGUGCGGCUACAUGUACUUCAAGGACCGGACCGGCGACACUUUCCGCUGGAAGGGAGAGAACGUGUCCACCACGGAGGUGGAGGGCACGCUCAGCCGCAUCCUGGAAAUGAAGGACGUGGUGGUGUACGGAGUGGAGGUGCCAGGAGCUGAGGGGAAGGCGGGCAUGGCUGCCAUUGCUGACCCCGCUCAGGCAACGGACCUGGAGAAGUUCGGAAGGGACUUGGAGAAGGCGCUACCCCCCUACGCCCGGCCCGUCUUCCUUCGCUUCCUACCGGAGGUCAACAAGACUGGGACCUACAAGUUCCAGAAGACAGAGAUGCGGCGGGAGGGCUUCGACCCUCGCCUGGUGUCUGACAGACUUUACUUUCUGGACCCGAGCAGGGGGCAGUAUGUGAAGCUGGACCAGGAGCUGCACUCUAACAUCCUCUCUGGGAAGCAGAAACUGUGACCCCCGAGAGCGCCCCCCAACCCCGCCCUCCCCGCCCCGCCCCACCCCGCUCCUCUCCACCCCACCCAACCCAGGCCCCGCCCCUCGUUACCUCAGUGCCCACAGUGAGGAGCAGCAGGGUCGCCCGGGUAACCGUCAGAACUGAAACUCAUCCCAUUCUGCGCCCGGAGGGGCUCUGUGGGCCGAAGUCGGCCGUGACUGCAGGAGGGCAGGGUGUACAGAGACGGGCAGGGGCCAGGGGUGACAGGAACCCCCACAGCGCACUGAGACCCAUCCCGCCAAACCUGCAGAGCGUGCAGCCGGCAGCGGCUGAUGCCGCGUGAGCAGCGGCUGGUGCCCGCGUCCCUCAGGGCCCGGGCUGCCUCUGCCAGCGCUGCGGGCACAGCUCUGAUGUGUGAGCAGAGGGGUGACCGAGCCUGCGGAGGGGCUCAGUGCUCCCAGUGCAAUAAUCCAGCCAUCUCAGCCCUCUGAAUCAGUGCACAGCGUCUGGGUGGGUUGCUCUCAGACAGUGAAAUACAUGUCUGAUUUAGCCUAUUUUAGCUUGUAAAAUAUCAUGAGUGUGUAAAGACUCUGGAUACAGGAGUGAGGUGCACUCACAGCUGGGCUGUAGGCUAGGGGUGCGUCUUGACCCUGUGAGCGGCUGUAGCAGGACGAGGCUGGAGGAGGCAGCCCCUGACACGGGGCGGGGCGGGGCG